ACCCCGAGACCCGUUUUUGACCGGCCAUUUCCGAGAGUAUGUAAAAAUCAAUGUUUAUUUUCUUUAAAUCUAAAUUUUAAAAAUGCCUUACUGAAGCAUCGUAAACAUUAAAAUCGGACAAGUAAUUUUAGACCAAAAUCGUGAUCAUGCCCCUUUAAAGACCACAGAAAUUGACUCUGAUUUUUUUAUUUUCUGGGUUUUUUACUGUUGCUUUUCUUUUGAUAUGUUACUUCAUGAUAAAAUUGUAUUAAAGUAAAUUUAAACACCUUUCUAUGCCGGAAUUCUCACUUCACAAUAAAAGUAAAUAUUUGGAGGAGACACACAAAUAUAACAAUUUUUAGAGAAACAAACCACCAAAGAUGGGACAGAAUUUCUGAGCAUGAUUUAUAAAGAACUGCCCAAAAAUUUAGUGAAGUCAGAAUAUCAAGUUCAUUAGUUUGGCCGAAUCUGAACCAAGACUUAUUGGUCCCUUGUAUAUCUAAAGAAUAUCAGUUGGCCUAUAUCCAUCGGUUGUACAGGAAGCAUAUAUGUAUAUCAAGAAUGGAAUCGUAUUUAAUUGACUGACAAAUAUUUAAUAAAUCCCGAUUAAAUUAAUUGAUUCAUUUAUAACACCUAUUUAUAAAGUUUAUUGGAAAAAAUGUAACUGGUCACAUGAUCAAACAGACCUGUCAAAAUUUGCAUGACCAAUAAGCUUAAAGCUAUGCGUGAAAAAAUAAUUAGGUUGUUUCAAAUUUUACAAAGACUGCUUUGAAGAGAUAUUCUGUGAUAUAUUGGGGGUUUGAUCAAAGAAAACGAUGAAAAAUCACAGUUAACCACUUUACCAGCUAGUGUCAUCAAUUCCGUCCGCCAUGUUUUUGACGUGUUGUCGUAAAUUGAAAUUUCUUAUCAGCUCUUUAUUUACCCCAUUACCACAUGACCGUACAACGGAAACUAGGAACAUAAAAUGUGAGAAUGAGGUAUUGAACCAGGAAGCUGCCCCAGCAAAAUGGCGAUGGGACCCAAAGAUCGGAAUCGUAACGCCCCGAGUAAGAAUUUUGGGGGUAUGAUCGGAUCAAUUCUUCAGGGAGUACUCGCCACACCCAAACUUGUUGUUGAUAAAAAGACGAUCGAAAAAUCAUGGAAAUUGAUGGACAGAGUAGUGAAAUUGUGUCAACAUCCAAGAAUGAAUCUGAGAAACAGUCCUCCUUUCAUUUUGGAUUUAUUACCAGAUACUUACCAACAUCUUCGAUUAAUUUACAAUAAACACGACGAUAAACUAAAUACUUUGAAUGAAAAUGACUACUUCCGAGUGUUUAUAGAAAAUCUCAUGAACAAGUGCAAAGCCACAAUAAAACUUUUCAAGGAAGGGAAAGAGAAAAUGUUUGAUGAAAAUUCACAUUACAGACGAAAUUUAACCAAACUAUCAUUGGUGUUUUCUCACAUGCUAGCAGAGCUUAAGGCAAUAUAUCCAAAUGGACAAUUUGCAGGGGACAAUUUUCGCAUAACAAAGAGUGAUGCAGCAGAGUGGUGGCGAAAAUCAUUUGGAGAUCGGACCAUUGUAUCAUGGAAGAUGUUCCGACAGACCCUGCACGAGGCGCACCCAAUAAGUUCUCCACUGGAGGCUAUGGCAUUGAAAUCCACCAUUGAUCUGACCUGCAAUGACUAUAUCUCGGUCUUUGACUUCGAUGUAUUCACAAGACUUUUCCAGCCGUGGGUCAAUUUACUACGGAACUGGAAUGUAUUGGCAGUUACCCACCCUGGUUACGUAGCAUUUUUAACAUAUGAUGAAGUCAAAGCUAGACUUCAGAAAUAUGUCACCAAGCCAGGAAGUUACGUCUUUCGACUGAGCUGCACAAGACUAGGGCAGUGGGCCAUUGGCUAUGUGACAGUAGAGGGCCAAAUCUUACAGACCAUUCCUCAGAACAAGUCUCUCUGUCAGGCUCUGCUGGACGGCCAGAGGGAAGGAUUCUUCAAGUAUCCCGAUGGACGCUCCAUUAACCCUGACCUGAGUUUCCUUGUCCAGGAUUGUGAAGAGGAUCACAUUAAAGUUACUCAGGAGCAGUACGAGUUGUAUUGCGAAAUGGGGUCCACUUUCCAGCUUUGCAAAAUCUGUGCUGAAAAUGACAAGGAUAUUCGAAUAGAACCCUGCGGUCAUCUCCUCUGCACACCAUGCUUAACACAGUGGCAGGACUCAGAUGGACAAGGAUGUCCAUUCUGUCGCUGUGAAAUCAAAGGCACCGAGCAAGUUGUUGUAGAUCCUUUCAACGAACACCACGAAAGAGUCAAACAUGUGGAACCCAAGAGAAAGCGAUGUUCUCGUCACAUGUUUGAGGAUGACAUUGCCGAUGAUGACUCAGAUGGUCAAGGAUGUCCAUUUUGUCGAGCAGAAAUCAAAGGGACAGACUCAGUGGUAGUGGACCCAUUUAGUGCCCAGCUGACCUCGAGAUCAGACUCGUUCAAAGCCCAUAACAGCACGCCCACUGCUGUCCACUCUAUCAACGAGGAUCAGGAAGAUUCUGAUCAUGGUGAACUUGACAAAGAUCAUCAGUGGAUCUCUAAUAACCUGCAUGCCCAGGUAGUUCUUAAUCAAUGUCUGAAUCAUUCAAGAGAUUCUCCCACAAUUCCAAAAAGAGAUUUACCUCCACCAGUCCCUCCUAGAAGAUCCUCUCCAGUGCCAUCCCCCAGUGUCUCACCAACAUCAUCCCCCAAACCACCCAGUCGCAGACAGCUACCACCCACUCCGCCGGUUGACCCCUCUCAAAUUCCGCAACCUGUGUCAAAAGCUAUUUGUACAGACGUUGUUGAUGGAGUAGCUCGAAAUCACACAGGAAUUUCCUAUGCUGAACUUCGGUAUGAUGUUCCAUCCAAUAUUUCUACGGUUGGCUCUGAACCUUCUGCAUCCGUAAAUUCUUUUGAAUGCAACAAUCUUUCUAAUGAUCACAAGGAGGCAGAAUCAGCUAAUCACAAAGGAGGGACACUUUUCUCUGUCACAGGUAACAGUAAGCCCCCUCUGAGGCGCACACCCACAGACUACGACCUACCCCCCUUGCCAGCACCAAGGAAACAACCAGGAGAAAAAAAACUAUCUGAUCCUACUCAUGAUGACAACAAGGAUAUACAACUUCCUGUUCGGAAUCGUUUACGAGAGACAAAUGAUAACAAUAAGGAAAACAGUAUAGAUGAAGUUCAGGUGGACCAUCUCGUUGCCAAGGGCUACGACCGUUUACGAGUGGUGGAUGCUCUGAGAGUGGCGAGAAAUAACAUGACCAUGGCUGAGGAAAUUCUGGAAACAUUUGUCAGGCAUUGAGGGUUUAUGCUUGGGUUAUUUUAUAUCAGGCUUUCAAGUGCUCAGUUCUAUGAAUUUUACUUCCUGCAGACAGUAUGUUAAUAUAAGGACUUGCUUUGGUGCUCCAUUCAUGUGACAGGCGUGUACAGACGUCGUCUGUGAAGUACAUAUGUAAUUAUCUCCCUUUACCAUGUUUACCUUGGAGACUAUUAUAGGCUCUUGACUUCUGUUUUGAAUUUUUGAAUUUUUUUUUUAAAAUUACCAAAAUGUAUUGCUUGAAUAUUUGUGCAUAUAACUUAAUUUAUACAAUAUCAUGUACCUAUGAAUGGAAGUUAACUUCCUUAGAUUUACCAAGUACAUUGUAUAUUUAUGAAUGUGAUGAUAAGCUAUUUUCAAAUAUGUAAUAUGUAUUCUGGCAAACUUAAAGUUUAUGUGUACAUUUACAAGAAGUAUUAAAAGGGUGUUUUAUAGGAUAUUUAUCAGCAUUUUUAAUCAAAGCCAAGAUAUACAGGAAUACUUGAUUUUUUUUUUUGGCCUUUCUUUAUGGCUUAAUAAUACUGUAACAGGAGAAGCCAAGUUUGUCCCAAUUUGUACCUACCGGGUAUUCAAGCUAACGAUUGGUCUAUAAUUGUCAAUUUCUCUAAAUUUUUAAAAUUUAUAUAAGUUAUGAAAUUAUCCUAGUAUUAAUACAAAGAAGAGAAAUAGAGUAGAAUAUAUUUUCCAAAUUAACGUCUCAUCGGGCAUGUCAAUAUAAAGUAUUCCAUUCGAUGAUCACAGCAAAAAGGAAAAAUCCGAGGCUUGUUAAUCUAAUGAAGAAGCAGCCAUUGAUUGGUUAACUAGGGGCAGCUUAUAGUUUUAUGAAACCUUAACAAGUUGAUCUUGUUGUGAAAAUUAAAUAAUUCAGGUACUGUGAUACCGACAAAUUAUUUUGUGUCUUGGCUUGUCUUAAAUUUGCACUCUACAUGUAUACUUAUAAAGAAUUAUUUAUUUUGUGUCUAUUGUGCAUGCAGAUUAUUUAAUACUGUACAUACAAAGCAUUUUGUGGGUAUGUAUAUCUAUCUAUAUAUUUUUUGUUACUAGUAGGUCCCAAGGACCAGCGAUUGGCUGACUUAGUUAUAUUUGGUUGCUUGUGUAUUACAGGGUUGACCCCAUUAGCAAACCAAUUUUUUUUUCUCUCAAUGAAAAAGUUUAUAAAAUGUACAGGAUAUAUUGGCCAAGUUGGUUAUUUUCAAGAUUUGUUUUUGUUUUUUUUUUGCCUUUUACAGUGCACAGCGAUGCAUAGUAAUCGGUCAAUUCAUCAUUUAUCAAGUUCAUUUCCUGUCUUCCCAUAUUCCAGUUACUAGUAUUUAAAGAGUCUGGCCAUCUUGUUUUGUGUGCAAUGAUAUUUGAAUUUAGAAGGGUUGUACCAAUCUGAAUGUACCAAUAUAUAAACAUUUAUUUCAACAUGAUGUGAGUUAAAUCAUGGGAAUUUAAUUAACAAGAGUAUUAAUUGGAAAGGGGUAAUGAUUUCAAGAAUUUUUUUAAGACACCAUAUUUUGAUGCAUGUACAUAAUACAUAGUUCUUGCCAUCCGACAAAGUUUUUUGUAAAUAUAACAAUGCAAAUAUUGACCACUUCAUAUUUCUUGGCCUGGACACUGAAUCUCUCAAUCACUGUGAACCUGCUAUUCAUUGUUUUAUUAUCAACUAUAAUACAUGGUAUAUUUACUUUUUCAUAGAUUAAUUGCUUUUUCCCACAACAGUUUUCUAGCAGUAUAUAGUUUAUUUCUCCCUUCCUGUGCAUUGAAUUGUGGCAAUUUGGAUUACAUUUUACUUUUUUCACCAUCAAUGCAAUUUGAUUGUACCCAUAUUAGCAAUUGGUCCAAAAUCAUGAUUAAGGGUGUUGUUUACUCAGGGUUUGAGUUCUCAAAUUCGGAUUGUUAAAAAGUUCAAUGUAAUGAGUAAAAUUUGUUCUAAACAAAAAAAGUAUUAAUAAAAUGAAUUAUUAUUGACAAAACAUUUGAUAUUUUUACUUUAUUACGUAAUUAGGCUCAAACAAAAAUAGACUUUAAGCCAAACAGAGGAAAUUCGGACUAAAUUUUGCAGAUUUUGUUUUCCACUAAAACAUUUUUGGCAGUACUCUAAUAUUGAAAGUUAAGAUUAUAUAUUUUAGUCUAAUUUUUCAAAUUUUCAGCUGGUUUUACCUCACUUAUUCACUGAAAUAAUUGUAUGGCAAGAAUUGCGAAAAUAUUAAAAAAUGCUUAAAAACGAUAAAAGACACCAUAUCUCAAAAUUUUGAUCAUUGACCUCAUAUAAAUUAUAUGCCAACAGAAUAAGGUCAAUAUAAGUAGUUCAAUACUAUAAAUCUUUUUGUAUUAUCAUCAUUCAAUUUUUUGUAAACUUAGAUCAAAAAUGGGUAGGAAUUUGAAAACUGAUAGAGGAAAUUCGGACUGGAAUAUUUUUUCAAAUUGUAGCUAAAAUCUUAAUGUUUUGUACCUAUUUAGUGCCACUGCCAUUCAUAAAAUGUAUUUAAUUAUUUAAAGUGUUUUAUUAUUUGAAAAAUAUUUACAAUUAAGAAAAUUUCAAUUGUAGUGUAAAAUUUUAUGGGAUUUUUCUUGAUUUUUCCAAAAAUAUUCAAUGGCCAUUUACCCAAAAAGUAGGUCAUUGACCUACUUUUUUGAAAGUGAAAAAUAACACUACAAUCAAAGGUCUAUAACAUACAAUAGAUGGGGUUUCAUUAUCAUCAGUGGAAUUUUUUUCAAUCUGAGUAAACGUCAUCCUUAAAUCACAUUUGCAGAGAUCAAACAAGUUAAUUAAUUUCUAACUUAAUUAUUCCUAGUUAAGAGAAUCAUGACUCAGGUUUAUUCCAAAUGGUUAGAUCUAUUUUUUGGUGAUAACACAUGAAAAAAUAACAGGCAUUUUAGGAUGGUUGGGAUCUGAAACUAUUAAUAGGAUAAUGGCUGCCUCUUGAUAUACCAUGCACCCCCUUUCCCAUUCAGAGUUCUAAGAUUUCAUUUUUUUUAUCUGAUUUCAGUGUACGUUUUUGGUCAUAAUUACAAUGUUUAUGAAUGUAUGAAGUGGCAUGAGGUAUGAUAAUUGUACUUACAUGUAUAUUGCGAUAUUACCUUUUUCACUAGGCAAGAAUAAUGCAAGAUUUACUGCAAUAUGUGUAGUGUGGAAGUCUAGUAACAGGUAAUCGUCAUUUUAAAGUAUUCAUUAAAGCAACAGUCCCGGUUUACAAUAGGUUGAAAGUUUCUUUGCAAAGAAAUACACGUAAUCCUAAAAAGAUCACAAUUUUCAAUAAAUAAGCAUCUGUCCUUUCAUUUCCAUUUGAUGUAUUGCUCUACAUAAACUGUACGUACAAAAUUCAGUGUUGAAAACGGGUAGCUUUUAAAUCAGUGAGAUGAUGUCUAUAAUGUGUGGCAAAAAUGAUAUUGAAACAUUACUUCUGUAAACAGAAGAAAAACUAGGAAUAGCAAAAACCAAAAAAGGAUGUUUAAGUUUAAAUUCAGGUAAACUGUCGGUGUUACGGACUUUUUUUCACUGUGACAAAGCUAUAUUAAUAGCAAAUGCUACAUGUAAUCACCAUAUCACCAUGCUCUUAGAGCAGUCCAAUUUUUUAUAGAGGUUUAAAAUUAAGGUAGUUCUCAAUAUUUCCUGGUCUAAUUAUUUUACAAAAUAAAGCAAAUCAAAAUAGUUUAAGUGGCAACAUGUCAUAUGCUUAUGAUUUUUGUCUCAUGCAUGUCUAAUUAUUAUCAAUCCCCAAUGUAGCUCUGUUUUGUAGACUCAAACCUUCCAUGAAGGUAACUAGGGGUGCCGGGUAACUAGCAUGCAGUCGAAUUAUCAGGGAGAUUGUGGCUCCUGAAGGUUUUUUUUUUUUUGUAAUAUAUUCUGCAAUGACAUUUUAAUUGCAAUUUUGAAAGUUUGGUCAGACAUGCAUACUGUGAUAGCUGUGUGUUUAAAGUGCAUGCUGUACUUAAACCAUCUGAUGGGUACACUCCGCAGAGAGUGGGGGGAUAUAACAUACAUGUACAAUUUCAACAGAUUUUUUUUUUAUUGGAGACUUUGUUAUUAAUUUAGUUGUAUGCGAGAGUAUGUAUGUAUUGUUUCUUCAUUGUUAUUUGUUCCAUUAUGACAUCAAGACCAGUCAGGUCCUAUUAAAAACUUAAGAAAAACA
Molecule: messenger RNA, 7419 nt
Organism: Magallana angulata
Lineage: Eukaryota; Metazoa; Mollusca; Bivalvia; Ostreida; Ostreidae
Product: E3 ubiquitin-protein ligase CBL-B-like
Exons: 15
Coding region: 986-3286 (766 amino acids)
Biological process (GO): negative regulation of epidermal growth factor-activated receptor activity; cell surface receptor signaling pathway
Cellular component (GO): plasma membrane; membrane raft
Molecular function (GO): SH3 domain binding; calcium ion binding; ubiquitin protein ligase activity
Source: RefSeq, a predicted model, not a curated record